CGCCGGCCACAAACUACACUCUCUCUGCUGCUGACACUACACGUCUCGAUGUAAAAGAGAAAAAUGGUCUCGCUUGCAGAUAUUUUACCUGCUCCAAAGCAAUGGGGACAGGAGGAGUUUGAACAGGAGAAACCACGACAGUUGAGUCUAGCAUCAAUUUCUAGGAGUUCAGCUCCACCAUAUGGACGAAGAAAAGGAUGGGUACCCAGGACACCACUGGAUUUUGGAGAUGGGGGUGCCUUUCCAGAGGUUCCAGUGGCUCAGUUCCCGAUGGACAUGGGACGGACACAAGGCAAAGGGAACGCUAUAGCCAAGACUGUUGAUGCAGAAGGAAAGGUCAAGUAUGACUCCUUGGCAAGGGUUGGCCAUGCUAAAGAUAAGGUUGUUCAUUCAAAGCCGCAGGAUCUGGUGCCAAAACCAAUAACCAAUGAAGGAGACCCAGAACUACAGAAACCAGAUGAUGAAGAAAUAGAAGAGACGACAGAAAAGACCAGACUGGCCUUGGAGAAGCUUGUCCAGUCUAAGAUUUCAGCGGCUAUGCCUGUAAGGUGUGCAGAGGAAAAAGCACCGGCUCAGUACAUCAGGUACACUCCAUCACAGCAAGGCGUGGCCUUUAACUCCGGUGCUAAGCAGAGAGUCAUCCGUAUGGUGGAGGUACAAAAGGAUCCGAUUGAACCACCCAAGUUCAGAACCAACAAGAAGAUUCCUCGUGGGCCCCCUUCACCUCCUGCACCUGUUAUGCAUUCUCCAACGAGAAAGGUCACAGUAAAGGAGCAGCAGGAAUGGAAGAUACCACCUUGUAUUUCAAACUGGAAGAACGCUAAGGGCUACACGAUCCCACUGGAUAAAAGAUUAGCUGCUGACGGACGUGGACUGCAGAACCCUCAGAUUAAUGAGAACUUUGCCAAGUUGGCCGAGGCCCUGUACAUUGCUGACAGAAAGGCCCGAGAAGCUGUAGAGAUGAGAGCAACAAUGGAACGGAAAGUGGCUUCCAAGGAGAAAGAGAAACAUGAAGAGAAACUCCGUCUGUUGGCCCAGGAGGCAAGGAAGGAUCGAGCUGGCAUCAAAACAGCAGCAGAAGCUGAUGAAGAGGCUAGAGAGAGAGAUAAGAUCCGUGAUGACAGACACCGAGACAGACAAAGGGACAGGAAUAUCAGCCGUGCAAAACCAGACACAAGAGCGAAGUUCGACAAGCAGAAAGACAGAGAUAUCAGUGAGAAGAUUGCUCUGGGAUUGCCCAAUGCAGGUGGCAGGUCCGAUGAUAUGCAGCAUGAUCACCGCCUUUACAACACCUCAAAGGGUCUUAACAGCGGUUUUGCUGGAGGAGAGGACGAGUCAUACAACGUGUACAGUGAGCCUUGGCGCAAGGAUCAAAACGUGGCAAACAGUCUGUACCGACCGGGGAAGAAUGCAGAUAAAGAUGUCUACGGUGACGACUUGGAGGCACUCAUCAAACAGAAGAGAUUUGUUCCCGACAAAGAUUUCAGCGGUGCUGAUCGUAGCCGACGUCGUGACGGACCCGUCCAGUUUGAACGCGAGGUGGAGGAAGAUCCCUUCGGUCUGGAUAAAUUCUUGAAGGACGCCAAGAAAGCCGGAAAGCGACCCGGGGAAGGGAAGUCACGUGAUCAUGAUGACCAUGACAGGAGCGGGAAAAGAAGAAAGGAUUUCUGAGUUGCAUGCGAGGGGAGUUUUGUUUGCUGUAAGUCAUAAUUGUGUACAGCUUUUUUUUAAACUAGUCCGAUUUAACCCUUUAGAGUUGAGUGGCACAAAGUGGCGUGCCAAAAUGCGGCUUGUACCAAAAACAGCUGAAAGAUUUGACCUACUUCCAUUGACCUUAAGAGGUCAAAGUAAAGGUCAUAUCCACAAUUUAAAUUGUCCAAUACUUCCGGUGUUAACAUACAUCUAGUAACCCAAUUUCUUAUAAAGACAAAACAUUUUGACCGACAAAAAAGGAUUCAAAAAUACGUAAUGACUUGGUGUAUUGUGAUGAUUUUACAAAUAUUAAUGGUCACUAACAGGGACACUAUUGGUCAUUGUCAAAGACCAGUCUUCUCAAUUGGUGUAG
This is a messenger RNA of Asterias rubens (European starfish), 2065 nucleotides long. RefSeq names its product SNW domain-containing protein 1-like. The transcript is spliced from 15 exons. The record is from RefSeq and is a predicted model, not a curated record. NCBI's taxonomy places the organism in Eukaryota, Metazoa, Echinodermata, Asteroidea, Forcipulatida, Asteriidae. Bases 64 to 1671 code for a protein of 535 amino acids. Gene Ontology annotation, cellular component: spliceosomal complex. Gene Ontology annotation, biological process: mRNA splicing, via spliceosome.